Sander lucioperca (pikeperch) is the source of this 18623-nucleotide messenger RNA. RefSeq names its product lysine (K)-specific methyltransferase 2D (gene kmt2d). Gene Ontology annotation, cellular component: MLL3/4 complex; nucleus. The record is from RefSeq and is a predicted model, not a curated record. The transcript is spliced from 55 exons. Gene Ontology annotation, biological process: positive regulation of transcription by RNA polymerase II. Bases 602 to 15769 code for a protein of 5055 amino acids. NCBI's taxonomy places the organism in Eukaryota, Metazoa, Chordata, Actinopteri, Perciformes, Percidae. Gene Ontology annotation, molecular function: transcription coactivator activity; histone H3K4 methyltransferase activity; histone binding.
UGAAUGUUUGCAGUGGACUUAAAACUAAAAGAAAAAGUACAUUUACUGUCGUUUCAACAAAGUUUGGGGCUGUAGUUUUUGGAUGCACAAUUCUGUGCAAACUUGCAGUAGCUUUAACGACCUCGCGAGCAAGAUUCCAGAACAGAGCAGAAGCUAGCUAACGUUACUGUUGUGGAGCUAAAUCCACAAGAAGCAAGGAGCCAUAUAGUUGGGUAGUUUCGGGAUUUAGCUACAGCAUUAGGCUGGUGAGCCUUUUUCGGGACUGGUUGAAGACUUGUGUCUGUGCUUAGCUAGCUAAUAGUUCCCCGGCAGUAUUCGACCACUCGACACAAAGCUCAACUCGCUGGUUAGCUAGCUAACCAUAGCAUUAUCCACCAAGUUAAGAAGCUAGCUAGCACCACCGCACAGCCUGCCUUCCGCCGUGGUGCACUUCCCCCACUCUCCCUCCAGCCGGCUAGCCGCAGCGUUAGUCCGGUACAUAAAAUGAAGCGACCAUCAGCAUUUUGGGAAGCUGUGUGGCUGUUUGGAUUUUGCUGAUGUAUGAGGAGACGAUAUUGUUUUUGUGAGAUCUCUGUCAAGGAGGUCAAAAUCAGUACGGGGGAUGGACGAGCAGAAAUCAAACUGCGAAGAAAAUGACUCAGCUGAUGACAAUGCCCCUUCAAAGCAACUUGUCUCCUCUGAGGAAGAGUCCAAAGCCCUUUCUGCUGCUGAGGACGUGUCUGGUGCUACUGCAGCCUCGUCCAGCACUCCUUUAGAGAGCGUUCAAGCUUGUGCGCUUUGUAACUGUGUGGAGCGGAGCCUGCAUGGACAGCGGGAACUGAGACACUUUGGGCCAUCUUCUGAGCGGCCGACCCUCAAGCCAUCAGCUUCACAACUGCCACAGCCUGGAAAUGAUGACCUGUCUUCCAUUGGAUUUUCCGAUUCCCCCUGUCUGGCAUCACUCUUUGAGGACUCAGGGGGAUGUUUGGUUCAUUACUGGUGUGCGGUGUGGUCGGAGGGAGUAAAGCGGAUGGAAAAUGAGGAGCUGGAGAACGUGGAUAAGGCCGUUAUCUCAGGGACACAGCGGCUUUGCGAAUACUGCAAAAGGCUGGGCGCAACCAUUCGAUGCCAUGCUGAGGGCUGCUCACGGUUCUACCACUUCCCCUGCUCGGCAGCCAGUGGAUCCUUCCAGUCCAUGAAGCAGUUGGUCCUCCUCUGUCCAGAGCACAUAGACAAGGCAGAAGAGUUGGCAGGUGAGGAGGCUUGGUGUGCAGUGUGUGACUCCGCGGGGGAGCUCAUAGACUUGCUGUUCUGUACGGGUUGUGGCCAACAUUAUCAUGCGGCCUGUCUGGAGAUUGGCGCCACGCCCAUUCAGCGGGCAGGAUGGCAGUGCCCGGAGUGUAAAGUGUGCCAGACUUGCAGACAACCAGGAGAAGACUCCAUGAUGUUAGUAUGCGAUGCCUGUGAUAAGGGCUACCAUACCUUCUGUCUCCAGCCACCCAUGGAUUCUCUUCCCUCUGACCCAUGGAAAUGCAGAAGGUGUCGUGUAUGUACCGAGUGUGGUGUCCGUGGACUGGUGCUUCCAGGUUCGGCCCAGUGGUUUGACAACUACACCGUGUGUGAGGGCUGCCAGCGUCAUCGCAGCUCUAUGUGUGGCGUGUGCAGCAAAGCUGCCAACCCAUCUGUCCCUCUGCAGUGCUGCAGCAUAUGCCACAGGUGUGUGCACAGUGAGUGUGCUUUACCGGGGGAGCUUCCAGAAACCAGGUGCAUUUGCAGGCUUUGCAAGGAGGAUCAGCAGCAGCAGCCUGUCACUCAACCAUACAUAGCAGAGAUACAAACGAGAGAGGCGUCUGAGGAGACUGAAGGACACAUGGAUUUGACGGAGAUGACAAUCCAAACGGAUGCACACAUGGUGACAGAAGCGCAAACAGAUUUAUCAGAGGUGACACCAGGACAGAAAAGCACAUCAGAGAUGGGUCAGGCUGAGGCCACGACUGACAAAGAGACACCCAUGGACUUGGGGGUGGAGUCUGCAGUUGUUGAGACAACAGACGGAGAGAAAAUCAUGGAGGACGAGCUGCAGGUAGCAACAGAAAGAUUGACUUCUGAGGCGCCAGCUGCUCCACUUGAGUCCACAGAAUGUGCAACAAAAGAACAGAGAGCCUCUUGUCUACCUGUUGAUGAAGAGAAAGCAGAAGAGGCAGUCACCCAGGUGACUCAAGCAACCCCUUCCCAGGACCACACAGCGGAGACACAGUCUGACAACCCUGAAGCAGAACCAACACCGGUGUCACAGCAGGGCCCUGAAAAUAUGGAGGAGGAGAAGCAGGAGGCCACUCCCUCGGUGGAACAAGAAGUAUCACCAGAGCCAUUGAACAAUGGCUCUGAUGGCACAGAACUAUUCAGUAAGGAUCCACAGAAGUUACCAGCUUCUCCUUCCUCUGUGGACAAAACGGAGCAUUUGCCCUUGGAUAAUCGGCAGGAAAGAAGUUCAUGCCAGGACCCCCAGUCUCCUUCUCCUCUUUCUUUAUCUGUAGACACACAAGAGGCCCUCUCUUCUAUGGAAAUGGAGGGGAGGUUACUACCUCACUCUGAGGAGGAGGAUGAUGAUGAAGAAGAGUAUGAUGAGCAAAUGAAAGGAGGCCUUAAUGAGGACAUAAAGCAGGAACUGCAGGAGCAAGAGGUUAAGCGGGAAUUGCUGCUGGACGAGAUGUCCAAUAUGAGCCAUGGAGAUGAGAGCAGCAGUGGCUUUCUGGGCUCUCCAGGAGAAGCAGAUCCUCAGCUCUCCAUGGAGUUUGGCCUUGUACCUGCUGGCCGCUCACACACCGAUAACCUGCUCACUGAGACUGAUGACUCGCUUCCCUUUGAACCCUUCAGAAGCGACAGAGAGAAGGCAAAACGCAGAGGAUCCCCAGGCCGCUCACGGGUCAAACAGGGGCGAAGCAAUAGUUUUCCUGGGAAGCGUAGACCUCGAGGGGGUGGUGGUGGAGGGAGAGGGCGUGGUGGGAGGUCACGCCUCAAAGCCAUGGCCUCCUGCAUUGAUGCUUUCUUGCUAAGCAUGGCCACAGACACUGGACUAAGUAAGGAGGAAGAAGAUGAGGAAGAUGACACCAUGCAGAACACAGUAGUUCUUUUCUCAAACACCGAUAAAUUUGUCCUCCUCCAGGAUAUGUGUGUUGUGUGCGGCAGUUUUGGAAAGGGUGCGGAGGGGCAGUUGUUGGCUUGUGCUCAGUGUGCCCAGUGUUACCAUCCUUACUGUGUGAACAGCAAAAUCACCAAGACGAUGCUCCGUAAGGGCUGGCGCUGUUUGGAAUGUAUUGUGUGUGAGAUGUGUGGAAAGGCUUCGGACCCCUCCCGUUUGCUGCUCUGUGAUGACUGUGAUGUCAGCUAUCACACCUACUGCUUGGACCCGCCCCUGCACAAUGUUCCCAAGGGUGGUUGGAAGUGCAAAUGGUGUGUGUGCUGUGUGCAGUGUGGUUCUAACUCCCCGGGUUUCCACUGUGAGUGGCAGAACAACUACACCCACUGUGGCCCCUGUGCCAGCCUGGUCACUUGUCCAGUAUGCAGAGAGAACUUCAUGGAGGAGGAGCUGCUGCUGCAGUGUCAGUACUGCGAUCGAUGGGUCCAUGCUGUCUGUGAGAGUCUGUACACAGAGGAUGAGGUGGAACAAGCUUCCGAUGAGGGCUUUGCAUGCACAUCCUGCACUGCAUAUGUUCCAAAACCUGUGGUAGUAGAGUCAGCCAUUAUGGCUUCAAUAAAGAUCAAAGAGCCAGAACCCCAGUUCUACCGGUUGGAGGGUGUGUGGCUGACGGAGUCGGGUAUGUCCCUGCUUCGCAGCAUCUCUAUGUCUCCCCUGCACAAGAGACGGCAGCGUCGCUCCCGUCUCGGCACUCUGUGUUGUGAAGGAGGUCCUGAUGGAAUGGAUCUGAGGGAGGUUGAAGAAGGGGAGGAUGGAAAAGGCUGUGGGGAGCCCAUGGAAUGUGAAUCCAAGAUGGAGAACCCGGGGAGCCCUGACAGAGAAGGUGGCGCAGAUGGAGGUACUGAAGGCAUGGCUGACUGCGAGGGUCUCAAAGGAGGAGCAGAGGAGACAGAGGAUAGCAAAAAAAGAAAACGGAAACCUUACAGGCCUGGAAUUGGAGGUUUCAUGGUGCGACAAAGGAAGUGUCACACACGGAUGAAGAAAGAAUUUUUUGCCCAGCUGGCUGGAGAGACUACGUUAGAUGGACAGCCAAUAGAGCGAACCAUUGACGAAGGACCUCACCCUGACACAGAUAACAUAAUGGAUCCUAAACCAGUGGAGGGCGAGGAACAGGCCAAGAAACGUCGGGGACGGAAGAAGAGCAAACUUGAGGACAUGUUUCCAGCUUAUCUACAGGAGGCUUUCUUUGGGAAGACGCUAAUAGACUUGAGUAAGAAAGCUGUGAUGAUACCCCCAGGGCAGAGGCCAGGUGCAUGUCUUAUCCGACCUUCAUUACCAGCUACAUCAGGGGUCAAAACUACUGCCCCAGAGACUGAGGAUCGUGUGGUGAAAGAUAAUUUUCCUCUCAAGCAAGAGGGGGGUGAGGCCCCCCAGGCUCAGGGAGAAGGUGCAGGGGUUUCUGCACCAUCCUCAUCGCUGAGGGACCAGGCGUUGACUGAUCCUCAUGACUCUGAUGCAGAAAAAAGUGAAGGUCUUCCGCAAGGGGUGGAGAGUCAAGACUCUGAGCAGUUCUUCAGAAAGGUUCUGGGAGUGUCAGACGGCUCCUCUUUGGGGGGCAUGAAGCCCAUCUUGGAGGGCAGUAAGGGAGAACUCAAUCGUAGCGCUCUGCCGCAGAGAGCUCUCCUCUCAGGGUCCCUGCCCUCAGCUGGAAUGAUGGAUGCCUUUCCUGGCCUCUCUCAGUCACCGUUCUUUGAUAUGCGGGACCGAGGAGGACUGUUCAGUCCAGAAGGGGGUGAGGAAAGCCCCUGGGCAACUCCUUCCACCCCAGCAACCCCCUCCUCCCCACCGACCCCCACUGAGGCAGAAGGCGAUGGGCUGUCCUACAACCAGCGCAGUCUCCAGCGCUGGGAGAAAGAUGAGGAGCUGGGAGAACUCUCAACCAUUUCCCCUGUGCUUUAUGCCAACACCAACUUUCCAACUCUCAAACAGGACUACCCAGACUGGGCUAGUCGCUGUAAGCAAAUCAUGAAGGUCUGGAGGAAGGUGUCCGCUGCUGACAAGGUUCCAUACCUGCAAAAGGCCAAAGAUAACCGAGCAGCUCAGAGGAUCAACAAGGCGCAGAAGCAGGCAGAAAGUCAGGUGUGCAGGCCAGUCAAGACAGAGGGAGUGCGUGUGAAGACAGAACGCCCCAGUUUACACCUCCAGAUCCCUCCACCUUCAGGCUCUACGUCAAUCUCUUCCCAGCCCAGCUCUGCAGAAAGCCCAUUUCCCUUCCCUCCAGAUUCAGGAUCAUCCUCUGUCUUUUUCUCAGAUGGACCUGUUAAGACGCCGGGAUCAGCUGAAAUCCGGACAGAUCCCUUGGCCAUGCUUCCUCCUCAGUCUCCCCAUUCUCACUCUCACCCAAACACACCCUUCUCCCAUGCUGGGGCCAGCCCCUUACAGGCCUCUUCCUCAGGUUAUUCCGCUUCCGGCCCACAGGGUCCUCCUCAGGGACGGCCAGCCAGUCUUGGCCCCUUUGACAUGCAACCAGGAACUCCUGGAACCCCCAGACGGGCUCAGCAGGUUGACCCCUACUUCAGAUCACAGCUGCAGCAGCAACAGGGUCAUCAAUCACAGCAAGGCUCUCAGGAGUCCCUAGGUCCUCCAGAAAGUCCUCAUUCAAGAGGCGCAGGGCUUGGGGAGUCGCCCAUCUUCUCGCCACCCCACAAUACCCACUAUGGAGACCCUUACAGAACCCAGCAAGGGAUGGGACGGCCAGAGUAUGGUUUAUCCCCAUCACCCUCUGCAGUAGCUUCCUCACCUGCAAGCACAGGGCAGUACAGGGCUGAAAUGAGUGCACCUUCUCCACGCUCCUCUGCAGUUGGAAGACCUGAUCUAUCCACUGGCUCUCCUGCUGGGAUGCUGGAGUCUGGAGAUGGUUUAUUCAAGGCACCUAUGACACCACGAAUGCACCAAGGGGAAGGUGGGGCACUUCAUCCUGGAGCUUCCCCUAGCCACCACUCUGAAGGCUACAGGCAGUCUCCCUCCCACCCUUUCUCUGACCCCCACAGUCAGCCACCACUGACUCCCAGGCCGCAGUCAGGUGACAAUUGUUCUCUUGGACCCCAGAGACACCCUGUAGCUCAACAGGAACUAUGCCCUAGAGUGCCCUCCAGCCCACAGUCCCAGGGCAGCUCUCAGUCUCCCCACACUCCUGGUUGCCUCUCCAAUGAUGCUUACUCUGUCCAUUCUCCUGCUACCCCUCGUUUCCAAUCCCCAGACCCUUGUUCUCAGCCACCUUCAAGGCCACAAUCUAGAGACCCUUUUGCUACUAUCCACAAACCCCCUCGCCCCCCUUCUGUUGCCCCAGAGGGAACUGCAAGUUACAAAAGCUCACCUCAUCCUAAUCAGCCACCUCCAUCCCAUCCCACCAACAGUUCUAUAGGGGAUCCUCUCUCUGGUAAACCGUCAGCACCUCCUACCUUCAGCUGCAGCCCUAGCACGGGAGGCUUCCAAAUAACCCAACAGCAGAAUCAGAUGUUACAGGGUCAUCUUCAGCAACAACAGCCACAAACUCAGCAGACUAUCGGGGCAGACAGCUUCAGCUCCAGGGUGCCAGCUCUUUCUGGAUCUCAAGAACUUCCAGCUGUCCGCCCUCCAGACACACCUCUUCAGCCAGCUUUGCCAGGCACUCAAGAAAUGCCUGAUAUUUCAGCAGUGCAGGACCCUGCAUUAGUAGGCCUUAGCCCUUCUGAGCUAGAGAAGCACCGACAGCGACUGAGACUGAGGGAAUUCUUAAUCAGACAACAAAUGCAGAGAAAUUCCAUUAGACAAGAGAAGGAGGCUGCUGCUGCUGGCAGUGCAUCCCCUGGCUGGUCUGGAGGAGAGAUGGGAGCCUUUCAACAAGACAAGGCCCACAGAGCACCACCACCUUAUCCACAGGAUCGUGUUGCUGCAACUACUGCUGGACCCCAGGCUUCUGUUGCAGGGAAGAUGCCCAUGGCUGUUGGAGGUAUGGAGGACAAGCUCAUUCGCCCACCACCUGCAGGAACCCCUGCCAUUAUGGAUCCUAGUGCACUAAGGCCACCAGGGCCCACCAGACCUCAGGGCGUGUUUGCCCGUCCACCCUUCCCUCCUCAGUGGCAAGGCCAGGCUCCAGGUCCAAGGAGGUUCCCCCAGCCUGGCAUGGAGGCCAUGGGCUUAAGGCCCAAUCUUAACCCUGCUGUCAACAUCCAGGGUAUGGAAGGCAUGGGUAACCCUCAUGCCAUGAUACCAGGAAAUGGAGGAGAGACCAUGCAGCCAAUGGGUCAAGGACCCCCACCACAAUUCAUUGAAUUGAGACACAACUCACAGAGGCUACCCCUACGACCUCAGUUUAUGCCCCGUGGACCCCAGCCCAGACAACGUCUCUUUGUCCCACAGCAAGAGAUGGCAGCACCUUAUGUUCAACAACAUCCCAUAGCUCAAGCUGGAGGCAUUCAAACAGAGGGGGGCAGCAACUCGCAGCUAGGGUUACAGCAGGGUGGACUUUCGGUUUUACUGCCUCAGCAGUCUACAGGCCCAGUAAGACAACAGUCCCAUCUGCAGCCCCAGGCAGCUUCUUCCACUCCAAACAUUCCUAGCAGUGAGCAGCAUCAGCUUCGACAACCAAGCCUAGUCUCACAGUCCCAGCCUGCCACGGCAGAAAAUAGUGAGGAACUGCCAGAGCCUGACCUUGAGGAGCUUGGGGAUGCCCCAGGGGAUGGAGGUGUGGAGGAUGAGGACGAUUUGGCUCUAGACUUGGACCCUGACAAAGGAGAUGAUGACUUAGGCAACCUGGACAACCUUGAAACCAAUGAUCCACAUCUAGACGACUUGCUUAACAGUGAUGAGUUUGACUUGCUGGCUUACACCGACCCUGAACUGGACCAAGGAGACCCUAAAGAUGUCUUCUCAGACCAGCUGCGGUUGGUGGAAGCAGAAAGUGAAGCACCUUCAUCUUCCUCUGGAUCUGCGCUUGUUAAAGUGGAAGGAAAAGCUAAGCUGGAGCCAGGGCAGAAGUCUCUCACAACAGCCCCUGCCACUAAAAGGGGGUCUGCUACCCAACUGCUACCCUCUGCACAAACUGUUGACACCUCCAAGGUCAAAGUAGAGGACAGAGGGCUGACUCAGCUGCAUCCAGGACAGACUGUGGUGAAAGAUGAAAUAGGAGAGGCUGUGUCAAUGCUUCUUGGUGGGACCACACCAUCAGCCAAGCCUGCACAACCAGAAAACCAGUCAGCUUCACUUAGUUCUGUUCGAUUAGGGGGACUUCCCUACCCCCUGCCAGGUCAAGCUGAUGAAUUGCCUUUUCCUCCAGCUGCUCCACAUGCAGAUAUUGGUGAGGAUCCGCUGGGACUGCCUGAUGUAGGGGGACAGCACUCCCCUGCUGUAGAUUUAGCAAAGGUAGAGAGCUCUUUAGAUGGUGAACUGCCCCUUCUAAUACAGGAUCUGCUGGAGCAUGAGAAAAAGGAACUACAGAAGCAGCAGCAACAGCAACAGCUCAGUUCCCUCCACCAGGCAGGCAUGGCACCUAAUUUUCCUGGCCUCUCAGGCCAACAGCCGAAUCCACAGGCACCUGGACAGAUAAUGCUGCCAAACCACCAUCGUCCACCACCACAAGGAAUGAUGGCUCAGCCAGGGAUGGUACACCGUGCUCCACACAUGUUGCAACAUCAGCAGCAGCAGCAAAGGCUUAUGGGAACUGGAAUGGCACCUCCACCUCACAUGAACAUGGCCCAGCAGCAAGCCAUGGUUAGGAUGGGGCAGCCAGGGAUCCAUACAGGUGUCAGUCAUCCACCGCAGCCAGUGGUGAAACCACCUCUGGCCAACAACUUCUUCCCAGAUAAAGAUUUAGACAAAUUUGCUACUGAUGACAUCAUGGAUCCCAUUGCCAAGGCAAAGAUGGUGGCACUUAAGGGUAUCAAGAGAGUGUUGGCCCAGGAUCCAAUGGCUGUUCCCUCUGGCAUUAACAGGCAACAAGUUUCUUUGCUUGCUCAGAGGCUGGCCUCGGCACCAGGCACAGAUCCAGCUCAACUUACAUCUGGACCUCCAAAGGAGGGAGAAACGAGUGAUCCUACCCAGUCGAGACCUAAUCCUCCCCAGUUUGUGCAAGGAAUCAUCAAUGAUGCAGAACAGCACCAGUAUGAAGAAUGGCUUCUUCACACCCAGCAGUUACUCCAAAUGCAGUUGAAAUUUUUGGAGGAACAGAUUGGAGUUCACCGCAAAUCACGCAAGGCACUGUGUGCUAAGCAACGCACUGCUAAGAAAGCUGGCAGGGAGUUUGCUGAGGCAGAUGCAGAGAAACUAAAGUUGGUUACAGAAGAACAGAGCAAAAUUCAAAAACAGCUUGACCAGGUACGCAAGCAGCAGAAGGAGCACACCAAUCUCAUUGCAGAGUAUAGAAGCAAGCAGCAGCAGCAUCAGCAAAGCUCAGGUAUUCUUACCCCAGGUCAUUCUGCACAGGGGCCCCCCCCUCACAUGUUUUCCAAAAUGCCUGGCCAGAUGAUGAUGGGCCAACAGGGAACACCAGUAAUGGGCCAGCACCCUGGUGUGAUACCCCAAGGUGGAAUGCCUGUCAGGAUGCCCCAAGGGCAGCCCUUUAUUGGUGGAGCCCAACCCCAGCUUCCUGCAGCUCUCGGAGCCAGUGGUGCCAGUGGUGUCAGGGCCCCAGGUCCUCCUGGGGCUCCAACAGGAUUCUUCCCACAGGGGCCUGGAAUGCAAGGUGCAGAUCCCAGGCUUCUCCAAGAAAGACAACUCCAACAUAGGAUGCAGAUGGCAAAGCUCCAGCAACAACAACAACAGCAGCAGCAGGUGAUGAUGGGCCAGCAACCGAUGCCACACCCAAAUAAACAGUCUGGCUUAAUUGCUCAGCCACCGUCCGGUAUGAUGGGAAACCCACUGAUGGCCCAACAACAAGCAAACACUCAACAGGGAAUGCUAGGCAACCAGGCCAGUCCGCAGAGCAUGGUGCAGGUUCCACAAGGAAUGGUUGGAGUCCAGUCUGUGGCUCCACUGCCACAGAACCUUGUAGGAGGCCAGCCUAUUAACCAUGCUCAAGCCAUGAUGGCAGUUCAACCAGGGAUUAUGGGAAACCCGCCAGUUGCAUCAUCACAGCAACAGAGGCCUCAGCUGAUGAUGGGUCAGCAGGGAAUGAUUGGCUCUCCAGGUCAUCCAGGCCUCAGGGGUCCCCAUGCCCAAUUGACUCCACAACAACAAAACAUUCUGGCCCAACGCAUGCUUGCAUCUCAGCAACAGCAACAGCAGCAGCAGCAAAAUGUUGCAAAGAAUUUGGCCCACCUUCAGCAGCAGCAGAUGGCACAGCAAAGACAACAAACGCAGUUGAUGAGUCAAAACAGCCAAGAGCAGGGAGUGCUCUCCCAACCCUCUACCCCACAGAUGGGCUCCUCACCUUCAGCGGGAAGUAUCACGCCACAGGGAGCUACAGACAACCAAAACUCAGGCCCUAGAGAGGGUGGGAUCCUCAGCCCUGAUUCAAGAACGCCACCUCAACAGAGUGGACCCUCCACUCCCAAUCAGAUGUCCCAACUAGGCUCUGGAAAUGAUCAAACUGAUUUGGGACGACAGCAAUUACAACAGCAGCAGCAUCAAAACCAGGUUUUUAUGGCCCAGCAGCAACAAUCAAAUCCUCAGUCUGUACCUGAGCAACAAACGGGUUUGGUUGGAAACCAACAAACUGGUGUGCUUCAGCAACAACUUCCACUCAGUCUUCAGAGGCAAGGUUCCCUCAGUGUUGACAAGCCCAUUUUGAUGACUGUUAAAGAGGAAGGGAAACCAAUUGAUUUCUUAGCUCAGCAGCAACAACAGCAAACAGUUCAAAAUGCCAUGCAGCAGUCACAAGAUUCCAACAUCCAGCAGCAGAUCAUAGUCCAGAACCAUCCUGGCCAGCCACAGUCUGUUGUGAUGGGCCAUAGUCCACAACAACAAGCCCUCAUGGCCCAGCAGCAAAAACAACAGGCCAUGAUGGGCAUGAUGAGAGCCCAGCAGCAAGGGAUGAUGGCACAGAGGCCUGUGGUUCCACCUGGACAGAUCCGCACCCCUAUCAACAUCCAGGCUAUUAUUGCCCAGAAUCCUCAGCUCCGCAAUCUUCCCCCAAACCAGCAGAUACAGCACAUUCAGGCCAUGAUUGCCCAGAGGCAGCUCCAACAGGGACAGAUGCUGCGGAUGUCAAUGGGUCAAGGCCAGCAAAGUCAGUUGAGGCCUCACAUGCCACCAGGACAGAUGCCACAGGUUGUGCAGCAGAUGCCAUAUGGAGCCAUGGGGAAGCCAGGAGCAGUGGGCACUCAGCAACAAUCAGGCAUGUUGGGCCAACAACCUGGUGUUGCUCCUCAGAUGCAGCAGGGGAUGAUAGUCCCUGGGCAACAACAGCCACAAGUAGGAGAGAUGAUGCAGCAACAUAUUAUGAGAGGCCAGGUACCAGUGCCACCUACACCCAUGGACCAGGGCCGUAUGGUUAGGCCAACGUCUCCACGUCAGCCAAUAGCCAACUCUCCUGGGCAUGCAUUUAAUCAAGCUAUGGGGAUGCGUCCACCUACUCCCAACCAGAACCAACAAGCACUAUUGGCAGCUGCGGCAGCCCGCAUGCAGGGUUCUCCAUCUCAUGCAUAUUCUCCAAGGGGUCCCUUUGGCAUGAGCCCGGCCCACCCGGCCUCACCUCAUUCAUCCAGUGUCUCCUCACCUUCUGUAGCUGACAGUAGGGCUGGAAGGGGGAGUCCAUACAGUCAUGUCAAGGCAUCUCCACUCAGGUCACCUGGAGCCAAAAGUCCGCUUGAUUGUCCAGGACUGAAAGUAGAAGCUCUGUCAUCAGGCAAUGACACAUCUCAUUCAGCCUCAGUUAUCCCCAAUGGGCCACAGAAAGGCAUGAAUGUUCAGCAGCAGUCGCAGCAGGUCACAGAGACCCAUGGUUCUCACACACAACAUGGCUCUAGAGUAGGGGAACUAUGCAAGAUAACUCUACAGAACAUUAAACAGGAACCAAGAGAGGUUCAGUGUGAUGGUGCACCAGAGGCUCAUCCUGGGGCUAUAAAGCGAGAAACAAUGGGUGAGGCAAUUUCUUCUGGGAACAACACUAGCUUUAUUAAUGCUGGAAACCUGGCUGGAGACCCUGGGACUCAAGGCCCUCGAUCUGAGACUGGACAGCAACUACUACAGAAACUUCUGAGAACCAAGAACCUUCAGCUUGGUGCUCAGAGGCCUUCUGAAGGCAUCCACAAUGAGAUAAAUGGCCACAUCAACAGCAAACUAGCAAUGCUGGAACAAAAACUCCAAGGGACUCCACGAAAUAUGGAGGAUUUACAGUCUAUAACAAAAAGGGCUCCUGCACAAAAGCCAAAGCGCACUAAUAAGGCAACUGGAGACCGAGGGCCUAACGCACGGAAGAAGAAUAAGAAGGAAGAAGUAGGAAAAAGUGCUGAAGCCCUGAUUAAGCAACUUAAACAGGGUCUCUCUCUGUUGCCCCUGAUGGAGCCUUCAAUCACUGCCAGUUUGGAUCUGUUUGCCCCUUUUGGAAGCAGCCCAGCCAAUGGCAAAGCCCAGCUCAAAGGAUCUUUUGGGAAUGCAGUGCUGGAGAAUAUCCCAGACUACUAUUCUCAGUUACUCACAAAGAGUAACCUCAGCAACCCACCAACACCCCCAUCUUCCCUGCCACCUACUCCUCCGCCUUCAGUACAGCACAAGCUGUUGAAUGGAGUGACUACUGUGGAGGAGCUUUCUGAGGGUCAGAAAGACACAGAGCCAGCAGAAGAGCGAAUGGAUUCUGUUAAAGAGGAGGUGAAGAGUGUAGACAUUCUAGCAGCUCUCCCCACCCCACCACAUAACCAGAAUGAGGACAUCAGGAUGGAGAGUGAUGACGAGGAUGCCCCAGAAAGCAUCAUCCCGGCAUCAUCCCCUGAGAGUAACGUAGGAGAUGAAACGCCACGUUUCCCUCACCUACGGGAGCCUAAAGAGGAGGAGACGGAGAGAGCAAUAUCCCCCAUCAUCCCCCUCAUACCCCGUACUGCCAUCCCAGCAUUCCCAGAAAACAAACCAUUUGAGGCAGCAGAUAGCAAGGUGGUUUCCACAGCUAACCAUUGGGACCAGGCCAAGAACAACGAAGUGUCUGUUACCUUCACGUUGUCCUCUGCUGCAGCUAAGAAACUGAACCAUGUCAUGAUGGCCAUGGCCCAGCUGCUUAAUAUUAGGAUGCCAGGUUCUUAUGAGGUGACCUUCCCUCCCCAAAACCCUGACAUGCCUGGAGUAGACGGGCCUGGGAAAGGACCUGACCAGUCAGGGGCUCUGUGUACAAAAGACAGUGCUUCACCCAGUCAGGAUGAGUGGCUAAGGCAAUUUGACGUGUCUCUACCAGGCUGUACAUUAAAGAAACAAGUGGACAUUCUGGCACUUAUUAAACAGGAAUUCUCAGAAAAAGAAGACAAACCGGCCCAGCACUGUUACACAACCAAAGUAAAUGACUUAGAUGUACGCCACCUUCCUCCUAUACCAGUGGAAGAAUCUCCACCCCCAUCACCAUCCCCUCCACAUCCUCCCCCACCUGUCCCAGUUCCAACUAGUGAAGCUGAACCUUCCAAAAAAUCUGCUUCUCCAUCCCCGCCUCCCUCCACUCCCACCAUAGUCCAGAUCCAGAUCAAGACUGAGCCUGAACAGGAUGAUGGUCCUCCUAUUGAUGCUGUUCAACCAACUGAUAUCAAAGAGUCUGAAGUUGCUGCUCAACCAGCUGAAGUCACAGAGUCUGAAGUUGCUGCUCCAGACCCGGUCACUGAUCCAGCGACUGCCUCUGUAGUUCCAGAUCCCACUGCUCCUACUGAAGAUCAUCUGAUUACUGCUAUCAAGGAGGAGUACUUGGCCACUGAUCCAGCUCAACCUCCUCAAGAUUCUCACAACAACAUGGAGUCUUCCCCUAAGGCUGUCAAGCAGCGCAGGCCUCUCUCCCCUAAUGAGGAGGUGGUACAUCCCAAAGUGAAAAAAUGGAAGGGGAUUCGCUGGAAGCGCCUUCAGAUUGUCAUCACAAUACGUAAGGGUGGGUCUAAGAAAGAGAGCAGCCGUGAAGUGUCUGAGCUAAUGGAACGCCUGCGCAUUACUCUUCGACCAGACAGACUGCCUCGGGAUAAACGUAAAUGCUGCUUCUGCCAUGAGGAAGGUGAUGGAGCCACAGAUGGGCCUGCCCGGUUGCUGAACAUUGAUGUGGACUUGUGGGUGCACCUCAACUGCGCCCUGUGGUCCACAGAGGUGUAUGAGACGCAGGGGGGUGCCCUCAUCAAUGUGGAGGUAGCCCUGCGUCGGGGAUUGCGGACUCUUUGUGCCUACUGCCAGAAAACAGGUGCUACAAACAGCUGCAACAGAAUGCGCUGCCCGAAUGUCUACCACUUCGCCUGUGCCAUCCGGGCACGCUGCAUGUUCUUUAAGGACAAGACCAUGUUGUGCACCCAGCAUAAGCUGAAGGGCCCCAGUGAAGACGAACUCAGCAUGUUUGCUGUUUUACGGCGUGUCUACAUUGAGCGUGAUGAGGUGAAGCAGAUUGCCAGCAUCCUACAGCGAGGUGACCGUAUCCACCUGUUCCGUGUUGGUGGUCUCAUCUUUCAUGCUGUUGGCCAGUUGCUGCCAUCCCAGAUGGCCAACUUCCACUCACCCACUGCCAUCUUCCCUGUUGGCUAUGAGGCCACACGCAUCUACUGGAGCACGCGUGUGCCCAACAAGCGCUGUCGCUACCGCUGCCGCAUUAACGAGGAUGACGGUCGCCCCCUCUUCGAGGUGCGUGUUCUGGAGCAUGGCAUGGAGGAUUUGCAGUACCGUGAAACUACUCCAGAGGGGAUCUGGGAACAGGUGGUCCAGCAGGUGGCUAAAAUCCGAGAGGACUCAUCCAUGUUGAAGCUGUUCACUGAACAUGUCAAGGGAGAGGAGAUGUAUGGCCUCACAGUUCAUGCUGUUAUGCGAAUCACUGAGUCGUUGCCUGGAGUGGAGAACUGCCAGAACUACCAGUUCCGAUAUGGCCGUCACCCUCUGAUGGAGCUCCCUCUUAUGAUCAAUCCUACUGGCUCUGCUCGGUCUGAGCCCAAAGUCCCCACACAGUGCAAGAGGCCUCACACUCUAAAUAGCACCAGCGUGUCAAAGGCCUACCAGAGUACCUUCACUGGAGAGCUCAACACACCAUACAGCAAGCAGUUUGUUCACUCCAAGUCGUCCCAAUAUCGGCGCCUGAAGACUGAGUGGAAGAAUAACGUGUAUCUGGCACGAUCCCGCAUUCAGGGCCUGGGUUUGUACGCUGCUAAGGAUCUGGAGAAGCACACAAUGGUUAUUGAGUAUAUUGGCACUGUCAUACGCAACGAAGUGGCCAAUCGGCGUGAGAAGGUCUACGAGGAACAGAACCGCGGGAUCUACAUGUUCCGCAUCAACAAUGAGCAGGUGAUAGAUGCCACUCUGACAGGAGGCCCAGCUCGCUAUGUCAACCAUUCCUGUGCCCCGAACUGUGUUGCAGAAGUUGUAACGUUUGACAAAGAAGACAAGAUUAUCAUAAUUUCCAGCCGCAGGAUCCCCAAGGGGGAAGAGCUGACUUACGACUACCAGUUUGAUUUCGAGGACGAUCAGCACAAAAUCCCUUGCCAUUGUGGAGCCUGGAAUUGCCGAAAGUGGAUGAACUAACCAGAAGAAAGAGAGAAAAAUGGAGAAUUCCCCUCUAAGUGGUGCCAGACUCCUGCGCCAAAGCCUUUGAAUCCUACAUAGCCAGUGCAUAAGCUGUUCUGAAAGAUGUGGAGGAAAGCUGCCCUCCUUCAUUGAAAGACUAAAGCGUUGACACCUGUAGCCAAAGGUUUGAAGAGCAUUAAUCAAUAAAAGCAACUGACCACCUCCAUCAACAGCAGUUUGAUGGUGGGACUAACUUUCAUGUUUGGACUAGUGAAUCACCUUUUCCUCAGCCAAACCCCCCCCACCCCACCUCACCCCCGACUGUCAAUAUUCUUACAGUGGCUGGAAAACAAUCCUCAACAUCUACCAAAUGAUUCUGACCCUCUGAUAUCAAUACUCGUAGUGCAGAGCUCACCUUGAGCUUCGACAAAAAGCCAUUUUAAAAUGCUAAGAAUGAACUGAUGAUGCAUUUUUAUGUUUUGAGUCGGACCUAUUUCCUGUCCCUCCUGACCACACCUCCCCCUCACCUCCCAGAAAAGGCACUUUCCCAUCAAGUCAUCAAUGAAGACAACACGGAUAUUGGCUAGCUAGACAAUCUUGAUGUGGCUCUGUAUAAGAGCUACAUAUGAUCGAUGGGGGAAAAAAAAGAUGUAAGUUAAUAUAAAAUUUCAGAUGCUAUGGAUGUGUGGCGCCAGAGGCACCAGAUGUUCUGACUGUGUGGAGUCCCAAGGUGGGUUAGUCGGACCCAGUCUACCUCAUUGAUUUAGCGGGAAGUGACUGCUUUGUAUAAAAACUGUUAACUGCUACUGUGGAAAGGGGGGGAGGGGGAAUGUUUUUAUGGGCUUAGCCUUCUCGGACAAGCAGGGAAUCUUAAGCAGCAGGUUUGCUCUAUCUACUCUAUGCUGAUGAUGAUUUACAAUAAUGAGCCAACAUAGUUAUUAUUCAUUAAUUGUUUAUACAGAGGAAAUAUAUGACAGUUUUGAUAAGAUAUUGCAUUAAAAUCACAAUCAGAUGCUUAGCGGGUGUCUUGUAUGCCACCAAAUCCUCCUGGACAUUGAUGUAGCUUUCUUUUUGUUCUUUUUUAUUUAUGCUUUUCAAAAAACAAGUUAUCAGCUGUGUGAAAGCACAAUAACAUCCACCUUUUGAGUUGCUUAAAGACCAUAAUGGUGUGAGUGAAUGGCUCCAGGAUCAGAGGACACGUAGUCUUUGAAGAAGACUUUGCUGUCCAAAAAAAACCCAAGUACACAUUUGCGUGUUGCUUCACACAUUAAAGUUCCACUUGCUGGAAACCAGCCUGUGGAUGCAUGACUACUGUCCCAUUAAAUGCUUUUUUCCCCCCCCUUACAAAUCAAUCUUUUCACAACUCAACCUUAGACUUUAAAUCAUGCCUCUUGCUCUCUGUAUUAUUUAGUGGACUGUUGUUAAACUUUACUGUCGUAAGUAUUCCUCUGCCUGAGUACAGCCUGCAGUGUUUCUACUUCCCCUGUAGUGUGCUUUUCUAGUGCUGGUACUGUCCUCUCAAGGCUGAACUGAUGGCAGGGAAAGACUUAUUGGAAAAAAGGGCAUUUGUUUUCAUUUCUAUGUAAGAUGAAAGAAAAAAAAGUCUUUAAAGGGAGCUUUACUAAAACUCCACCUUUCCAUACUACUUUGUUCCCCCCUCCCCCUAACCUAAGACCUCACAUGAUUUAAAAAUGCAAAGUUGUACAAACUGUAUAUAUAGUAUAUGCAUUAGGGGACAGCAACUCUUUAUCCAGCCCCUUUGUAAUCAAUAAAGUCAAACGUGUAGAGAAAUAAAAUUGAAAAAAAAAUUCAACCACUGGAUAUCAUUUUAACAGAGAUAAAGCUGUAUAUAAAUAUAAAUAUAUGUAAAAUGGCAAACUAAUAUCUUUAUGUAUAUGAACCAGAGUGUUUUGCAUUUACCUGUUUUUCUAUUAGUGUUUUUGCUAUAAGCUCUCAGAGACAAGUUUGUUAAAGAAAUGUCUGGUCUUCUCCAAUCAGUUGCGACGAGAAGCCGAUGUAAUUACAUAACUGUUUGGAUUCAUGUGGAGGGUCGUAAAUUAGACAUGAAAAUCACUUAUUGCGUAAAGCAGUACAAUGGUGCAUAGCAUUUGUAUUUAUGUAAUAUUGUUCGUGUUUAUUUUUCUUUUUAUUUAUGCUACUGCUUGUUGAUUACCAAAACCUGUCCCUUAAUCUGUCACAAUUGGAUUAAUAUACUCUUGAAUGGAAAAUCUUGAAUUCCCUUGAAUAUUGUUAGUGUUUUGCUUUUUUAUAUCUUCCCUAUAGAAGUGAAUGUGUUGGUAAACCUUGUGAAAUGGUUACUUGGCCUAAUGUAUGUUAUGAUGUAAUACUCAAAGUUAAUCCCAUACUUAACCUGGUAAUGAAUUGCACUCUCAUAGUAUAAAGGAAAACUUCUCUAAAGUGGUAGAUAUUGAUCAAGUAUCAAGCAGUGAUAUAUAUAUUUUUUGGUAUGUUUCUAUUUCAAGGGAAGACCAUGACAAGACAUUAUGACGCUCACUGGAUUUUAGCCUGAAUAAUUUUUAACUUCUCUGAAUCUUAAUUUAAGUUCUCUGCAUAUCUUAUAAUUUAAUAAAGUUUGCUCAAAUUGAAGGUUUUUUUUAACCUCACCUACUUUUUAAAAAGAUGUUGCAUCUGUACAGCAGAGAUACUUUUAGGGAUUAUGAAUAAAUAUAAUGAUCAUUUUUAUUGUAUGUGGCAUGUUUUGUAUGGAUAUUAUUUUGAAUUGUACAUAUUUUUUUCAGGAAGCCAGAGGUUGCAUCUCUUUAUAUACAGCUUUCCCACUCCCUUCCCCCUUCAUCUUAUUUCUUUGUCUGCUUUUGUUUCUUGUAAAGGAAAAUAAAAUGCAUUUUAAAUA